CCAGCCAAUCAAAGCCGAAUUCCGGGCAUGUGAUUUGCAUAUUCCCGGGUUAUAUAGCUCAGCGCGAGCCAGGCGGGCCUUCCCCACUUGCUCAGCAGCUCCAGCCUUUGCAAUUCAUUUUCUUGGUGGUUUCUCCAAAUAGUAAACAAGAUGUCCAUCCUCAAGAUCCACGGUCGCGAAAUCUUCGACUCCCGUGGAAAUCCCACCGUGGAGGUAGACCUCUUUACCAGCAAAGGUCUCUUCCGGGCCGCUGUUCCAAGUGGGGCUUCGACCGGGAUCUACGAAGCCCUGGAGCUCCGCGACAACGACAAGACUCGCUUCCUGGGAAAAGGUGUCUCAAAAGCAGUUGAGCACAUCAAUAAAACAAUUGCGCCUGCCCUGGUUAACAAGAACAUUAGUGUUGUGGAGCAAGAGAAGAUUGACAAGCUGCUGCUGGAGAUGGACGGGUCUGAGAACAAAUCCAAGUUUGGAGCCAACGCGAUCCUGGGGGUCUCCCUGGCCGUGUGCAAGGCUGGGGCCUCUGAGAAGGGGGUCCCUUUGUACCGACACAUUGCCGACCUCGCCGGCAACAAGGAGGUCAUUCUGCCCGUCCCGGCUUUCAACGUCAUCAACGGUGGAUCCCACGCUGGGAAUAAGCUGGCCAUGCAGGAGUUCAUGAUCCUCCCCAUCGGGGCCGAGAGCUUCAAGGAGGCCAUGCGCAUCGGGGCCGAGGUCUACCACAACCUGAAGAACGUCAUCAAGGAGAAGUACGGGAAGGACGCCACCAACGUGGGCGACGAGGGCGGCUUUGCGCCAAACAUCCUGGAGAACAAAGAAGCUCUGGAACUGCUGAAGACCGCCAUCGGCAAGGCUGGCUACACCGACAAGAUCGUCAUCGGGAUGGAUGUGGCCGCCUCCGAAUUCUAUCGCGACGGGAAAUACGACCUGGACUUCAAGUCCCCGGAUGACCCCAGCAGAUACAUCAGCCCUGACCAGCUGGCUGAUCUGUACAAGGGGUUCGUGAAGAACUAUCCAGUGGUAUCCAUUGAGGACCCCUUUGACCAGGACGACUGGGCCGCCUGGAAGAAGUUCACCGCCAGCGCCGGGAUCCAGGUGGUGGGGGACGACCUGACGGUGACCAACCCCAAGCGGAUCGCCAAAGCCGUGGAGGAGAAGUCCUGCAACUGCCUGCUGCUCAAAGUGAACCAGAUCGGCUCCGUCACAGAGUCCCUUCAGGCCUGCAAGCUCGCUCAGUCAAAUGGCUGGGGUGUGAUGGUCAGCCAUCGCUCUGGAGAGACCGAAGACACUUUCAUUGCCGACCUGGUGGUUGGGCUCUGCACUGGGCAGAUCAAGACAGGUGCUCCUUGCCGAUCCGAACGCCUUGCUAAAUAUAACCAACUUUUGAGGAUCGAAGAGGAGCUGGGAAGCAAGGCCCGCUUUGCUGGCAAGAACUUCAGGAACCCACGUGUCAACUAAACCGCAGUUGGGCAGGCGGUCAUAAAAUCGCCCUCCCAGGCACCCACCCAUCCCCUUUGGUUGUGGUUGCAAGCGCUAGUCUCUUCACUUUAAUAGAAAUACAAAAAUCCCCUAGUACCUGUGUGCAACAAAAGAAGGGCCGCUGACGGAAACGGAAGAGUUUUGCAAAGUUGCAUCCAGUUAGUGUCUGCCUCCUUUCUCCCGCUGCUCCAUACACACUGCUUUGCUCUCCUCCGAGUCUUGUCUUAUUUUCUGAUGCAAAGAGGGUCAAAAAGAACCCCUGGUCUUGGUGUAAACAUUGUGUAAAGCUUGCCACUGCUUUGCAGGAGUGCAGGGAGGUUGCUCCGUGUUGAAGUGAAUGAGGAAGUGCUUCUCCCCUUCCACAUCUCUCUCUAUCCAACCCGAGCGGGAAAAUAAAUCCUUUCUUGCAGCGUGGCCCGAGGUACCUGCAAAUGGGAAAGAGUAGUCAUUCUCAUGUGAGGCAAAUAAAAUGAGAAACACCA
Anolis carolinensis (green anole) is the source of this 1958-nucleotide messenger RNA. RefSeq names its product enolase 1 (gene eno1). The record is from RefSeq and is a predicted model, not a curated record. NCBI's taxonomy places the organism in Eukaryota, Metazoa, Chordata, Lepidosauria, Squamata, Anolidae. Gene Ontology annotation, biological process: glycolytic process. The transcript has 12 exons. The coding region runs from base 151 to 1455 and encodes 434 amino acids. Gene Ontology annotation, cellular component: phosphopyruvate hydratase complex. Gene Ontology annotation, molecular function: phosphopyruvate hydratase activity; magnesium ion binding.